Seminavis robusta is the source of this 1449-nucleotide messenger RNA. NCBI's taxonomy places the organism in Eukaryota, Bacillariophyta, Bacillariophyceae, Naviculales, Naviculaceae. The record is from the annotation of a GenBank genome assembly.
AUGGACGAUGAGCAAGAGCAGGGAGAAGAGGAUCAGCCACAAAAAAAGAGGCCCAAGCUUCAAUUGGACACUUUGGUCAAGGCAAUAGAGAUAAAGCCGUUUAAGGUGAAAGGGGAUGCACCAGGCUUCAUUUGUCAGAGAGACUGGGUGGAGAACGCCAAGCAUGAAAUUGAAGUGCAAAUGGCAUUAACCGACAAGCUAAGACGGGUCGCCCCCUUGGCAAUCUCUCGUUGCAGUCGUGGAGGCAAGACUCGAGCCCUCUACGAAAUUGCUGAUAUGAACUUCGUCUACAAGCAACGUCCAUUCAAAGUUAUCUUUGCUACAUUCAGUGAUUUUUCGGAAAUUGAGCCUCAUGAGUAUGAAGAUCCAGUUCAAGCACUGCUGAUCAGAAUUGCCUUUGUAGCCCUCAAGGACAGGCCCGACGAACCUGAACCAGACGACUUCUUGGAUUUCUGCAAAAGAAGAGAGUAUGUGCCGGAAGCUGAUAUUGAGAAGUGGCUUGGGGAUACCCCCGCACUGCUUAUCUUGGAUGAACUGAAUAAUCUCACGCCUUUGAGUUCUGAGACGAAGUCCAAGAGUGUCACUCAGUUUGCAAGGUUUAUCAAGGGGAAUUUCAUAACUCCGAGGGGUUGUUUUUUCGUUUUCUCCUCUCAUGUUGUGUCAACUCUGCAGAAGUUUGGGAAUUACUUGGACCCUUCUGAAGCCAGUGAGCGCGAUGUUAUUUUGCAAGAAUUGCCCCUCAUUGAUAAUCUGCGAGACGCAAGAAACCUGAAAGCCAAUUUGACAGGAGCCAGAGAAGCUGUUUACUAUGGCUUGAUGCCUGGGCUCCUUUACGACCAGAGCAACAAAUCUGUCAAAGCAGCAGGUGUGAAGAAGAAUACUGCCAUGACCAAGCUCAACACAGAAUCAUCCCCUGGCACACAAAGUUCUGCAUUCCUUGCAGUUUUGAGGUCAUUGAUCGAUGGUAACUUGAGGGGCAUGCCCAGCUUGUUGCAUGCAUUGAUAGAUGCAAGCCACACAGAUGGAGAGAUUAGAAAGAUUCGGUGGGCUCCAUACCAUUUGCGAUUUGUGUUUCAGGAGCUGGAUCUUGAAGGCGAUUACAGUGAAUUGAAGUCAAGUAUGGCCGAACUUUGCCAUCAAGUACUCACAUCGAAAGCUGCUUCUGGUGAUGCCUGGGAAUGCCUCUUUGUUCUAUUUUUGAUUGCAAGAAAGAAUAUCACGCGUGUCUAUGGAUACCAGUGCAAAGAAGGCAAACAUAAUGCAGCACAGGGUACGGACAGUGACAUCUCCCUUAGUUAUGUGAUGAAGGGACUGGCGCCACAAACGGAAGCAACCAGGAAAGGUUGGGUCAUCUCAGGAGAAACAGAUAUUCAAGAGUUCUAUGGUAUUUCGGGGAUGCAUUGGACACCCAACAAGUGGAGAGAACUGUUGGAAACUGAUCAAAGCUAA